AUGUACUCUUCUCAGCCUACGGUUAGGAAACAGAACAGGCUUGUCAAGUGCUCCUGCCGAGCCUUCGGGUGCUGUCGAGGCCCUGAUGGCCAUACACUACAGAAGCAUAGGACUGCAAAGGAGCAUGGAGAAUGCAAUGAAGUUGAGGAUGCUGCCAAACAUCAGCAAGUGCAGGAGGAUGGGCUGGCCCCAGCGCGUUCAGAGAUGUUGCCGGUGGAUCACGCAUUGGAGGAGAACGAGGGUGAUGCAUACAGCGAACAUGGUGAUGAGGGUGCACCGCUACCUUCAGAUACACUGUACAACUGGAUACCCUCUGACAGUGCACAUGCCAGCGAUGAUGACUCCUCGAUGUUCUCGCAGACUCCUCUGGCUGCAGACCCCGGCACAGAUGAUGAAAGGCAGGUUGACAUUGGAGGGGAGGGUGAGGACAAGGAUGAGGGUGAUGAAGGCAAUGAGGAAGAGGAAGGUGAGGAAGGCGAGGGAGGCAAUGAGGACAAAGAAGGCAAUGAGGAUGAGGAGGGCGAGGAAGAUGAUAAAGAUGAGGAUGAGCUGGGCAAUCAAAACACUGGAGAAGAUCUCGACUGCAAGGGAAGCGAUCCAGAGGACGACCACAACGGUUUGGAGGAUGCAGAUGACAGCUUUGAGGCCCUUGGGCAGGCACUUUACACUGCAAUGGGUGAAGAGUUCAAUUUCUCAAACACUGAAGACCUUGAAGUCCACCACAAUCGUGUCCCAUCCAUCUUUGACGACCACCCUAUCAUUCGUGGUAUCUACAUCGAAGCAUUCAUCUCGGUAGCGUUCCACGGCUCCACCCACGAAGCUGUCAACCUCAGUCUCAAGGCUCAUCACCGCCAUCUAGAUGGUCUCCGCAGGCAACAUCCCAAGCUCAUUUUCCCUGGCCUCGAUGACUGGGCAUUCACCUUCCCUACUGUUCUCAAGUGCCUCGGGCUCUCCACAACCAACUUUAUCAUGUAUCUCACCGUCUGUGACCACUGCUGGACCGUCCGUCUUCCAUCCACUCUCAAUGACCUCCCAUACCCUCAUUGUCCUGCCGAGGAUUGCCCUGGCCUCAUCUUUCAAGAGAAGUGA
This is a messenger RNA of Coniophora puteana RWD-64-598 SS2, 1089 nucleotides long. RefSeq lists its product as uncharacterized. The coding region runs from base 1 to 1089 and encodes 362 amino acids. The record is from RefSeq and is a predicted model, not a curated record. The transcript has 3 exons. Lineage: Eukaryota; Fungi; Basidiomycota; Agaricomycetes; Boletales; Coniophoraceae.